Microtus oregoni (creeping vole) is the source of this 498-nucleotide messenger RNA. RefSeq names its product zinc finger protein 14-like. The transcript is spliced from 2 exons. Bases 1 to 498 code for a protein of 165 amino acids. The record is from RefSeq and is a predicted model, not a curated record. Lineage: Eukaryota; Metazoa; Chordata; Mammalia; Rodentia; Cricetidae.
AUGGCAAAGCCUUUAGAUAUCACAGUUAUCUUAGAUUAUAUGAAAUUCAUACUGGAGAAAAGCCCCAUGAAUGUAAACAGUGUGGCAUAUUUAGGUGUCACAACUCAUAGAGGAGAGAACUUCUAUGAGUGUAAACAGAGUGGUAAGGCCUUUGAACAAAUCACUUCCCUUCAGUUACAUGAAAAAAUUCAUACUGGAGAAAAGCUUUAUGAAUGUAAGUGUGUCAGUUACAACAAAAAACACAUUGAAGAAAAAACAGUUUAUAAAUGUGAACAGUGCAGUAAAACCUUUCUGUGGCAUAGUAAAGUUACAAAUCAUGAAAGGAUUCAUACUGGAAAAAAACCCUAUCAAUGUAAACAAUGUGGGAGAGCCUUUAGAUAUAGAAGUCACCUUCAAAGAUGUGAAAGAACUCAAGCUAAAGAGAAGCCCUAUGAAUGUAAACAGUGUGGGAAAGCUUUUAUCGAAAAACACUUCAGUUACACAAAAAAUUUACACUGA